Messenger RNA from Diplodia corticola, 789 nucleotides. Its product is annotated as ctr copper transporter family protein. The record is from RefSeq and is a predicted model, not a curated record. Gene Ontology annotation, biological process: copper ion transmembrane transport. The transcript has 4 exons. The coding region runs from base 1 to 789 and encodes 262 amino acids. Gene Ontology annotation, cellular component: membrane. Lineage: Eukaryota; Fungi; Ascomycota; Dothideomycetes; Botryosphaeriales; Botryosphaeriaceae. Gene Ontology annotation, molecular function: copper ion transmembrane transporter activity.
AUGGACAUGAGUUCGAUGUCGGGCAUGGCCAUGUCAACGAUGGCCUCGUCCAUGGACAUGGCCUCGUCAAUGACCAUGGCCAUGUCGUCAACCGGGACUGCGGCGGCUGCCUCGGCCACCAGCACCAUGGACAUGUCGUCGAUGGACAUGGGCGGCGACUGCCAGGUUUCGAUGUUGUGGAACUGGUACACUAUCGAUGCCUGCUUCCUCACCACAUCAUGGCACAUCACCUCGCGGGGCAUGUUCGCCGGGUCCUGCAUUGGCGUAAUCCUGAUGGUCAUGCUGCUCGAGUUCCUCCGCCGCGCCGCAAAGGAGUACGACCGCCUGCUUCUGCGGCAGCACCAGCGCGCCGUGUUCGCCGAGGCUUCCUCGUCCGGCAGCUCCACGCCGCAACGGACCCCGGCGCCUACAUCUGCACCCGAGCUCGCUCCCUCCAGCUGCUGUGACAACACCGAUUCGAUUGAAAGCGAGAAGAACGAGCCCUCCAAGCCAGCAGCCGCCGUUACCACCGCCGCCAGGACCGCCGCUUUUCCGCCGAGCAGGAGGACGACGAGGUUCAGGCCGAACGUCAUGCAACAAGCCAUCCGGGCGUUUUUGCACCUGCUGCAGUUUGCGCUGGCGUACUUUGUCAUGCUGCUCGCCAUGUACUACAACGGCUACCUGAUCAUCUGCAUUUUCAUUGGCGCAUUUUUGGGCGCAUUCAUCUUUUCGUGGGAGAGCGUAGAGGUGGCCGUCGGAGGCGCCACUGGAAUGGGAGUGGAAGAAGAUCCCACCGUCUGCUGCGGUUAA